Molecule: messenger RNA, 7804 nt
Organism: Neodiprion virginianus
Lineage: Eukaryota; Metazoa; Arthropoda; Insecta; Hymenoptera; Diprionidae
Product: rho guanine nucleotide exchange factor 17
Exons: 24
Coding region: 705-5801 (1698 amino acids)
Biological process (GO): actin cytoskeleton organization
Molecular function (GO): guanyl-nucleotide exchange factor activity; protein binding
Source: RefSeq, a predicted model, not a curated record
GGAGGAAGAGGGUGAGGCGGUGGGAACCCAAGACCGAAACACCGAAGCACACAUCGUAUAAAUAUCACGUGAGCCAUCCCUCCCUGGUUGCGGCUGAGUCUGCGCUAUUUAGAAAAUCUCGGCUUAGCGGGAGGCCCUCCGAUUCUCUCCCCUCCCCUCUCCUCCCCUCCUCUCCUCUCCUAUCCUAUCCUCCCAUAUCAUCUCAUCUCAUCUCAUCUCCUCUCAUCUCGCGCUAACGAGCGCCUCCAACCAACCGCCUCUCCGCGGUCCUCCGAUCGUCGUCUCUUGCGGUUCCGCCGCACGCGGUUUAUUCACGCUGCGGCUCUCUCGUGACGCUCUGUACCGCUUGCCGUUUUCCGCCUUUUCCCGACCAUCGGUCCCAACCGAGCCGAGAGUCCCCUUCCCGGACCCCGUCAUCCCUACCAUCGAUAUUCGGCCCAGUCGGAGCUAACCCGCCGAUCCUGUUCCAGUCACUCUGCGAUUUUAAUAUCGUCGACUCUGUUCGGUUGUGCACGUGUCGUUUCUAACACAGUCCUAGGUGGAAUAAAAGGAAGGAAAUACGAGGAAAUAGUUACGCUACUGAGUGCAGUGAAAACCGGAAGUGUCUACGCACACACACACAUAUAUACAUAUGUAUAUGUAUAUAUUUAUAUAUGAAACGAUGGAGGAGAUACAUGAUUAGAAGGGUGAGGGAAGGAUGAAGAAUGCCCCGCGGCGCCGGGGAAGGAGGCGAGAGGGCGAGCAGCGGUGGCGGAUUCGGAGGAUGGCUCGGAGGGGCUGCCAGAGCAAUGACGGGAGGAGCUGGAGGCGGUUACGUUGUCCUCGGUGGCACGAGAUACGGUCUCAGACUGUCCCAGGUGACGAAACCGUGCCGACAGGAGAGCAUCCCGGCAGCGAGUGGUCGGGAUCAAGAUUCGUCGCAGGAUCGUCGGAAGAAGCGCAACUCGCGGGAAGCGGCGGGAGAUUCAAAUUCGCGGGAGCGUCUGACAGACAAGCCGGCUGGCGGCGUUGCUGGUGAUAAUAAGCCGGGCUUGGACCUGGCGAGCAGCGUCGCCGAUUGCUGCUGCAUCGGGCCCCGUUCCCGGCUGCCGCUUCCACGCGUCUCUUCCUCGUCGACGGGGGCGACGCUCGGCGUCGGGGGCGUCGGGGGCGGCAGCAGCAUCGGAAUUAGUAACGGGCCGCCGACGCUGCAGCGACAAGCGGAGCCACCGGCAACGGCGGGACAACUGCCGCCAAACUUCUUGGCUAAUAAUAAACAAGGAGGCGGUUUUCAGCCAGCCAGCCACGGAUCGGCCGCGACCUCACUCCCAGCCUCAGUGGUCCACUCAGUGUCGGUGCCACGACAGCUUGCCCAGUGGACCAAACACCAAACCCUCAAGUUACAGGAGCCAGCUGUGACAGCAGUGGACCGUUUGCACAGAUUCCGUUGGAGUGGGGGCGGAGGGGGGAGCGGCAAGAAGUCCUCUUCCAGCCCCCGCAGCGACAAGGCCGAGCGUCUCCGAGAGCUGACGGAAAAGCUGAAGGUCCCAGCGCCGGUCCCACCACCCCGCAGGCCGUCGAGGUUGCAUGCCUCUUCGCCGCCCCCCCAACAGCAGCAGAUCCAGAAUUGCGGAAGUUGCGAGGAGCGUCCGACGGGUCUGAGGAGUUACACGUACAGCGAGGGAAGCGGAAGCAACAACUCGUCGUCGUCGGGAAAUCAGUCGAGGACCUUACCUAGGAGUGAGAGUGUCAGUGAAGAGUGUGUUAGUGGUGGAGACCCGGUUCUUCAGAGCAACGGUACCGAGACCGGUAACGGUACUGGUUCCGUCAGGCGGAAACAGGGAAGGGGAAAACCGCCCCUACGACACGAGGAGAGGAUUGACAGUGCCGUCGAUGAAGGGAGGGUGGUUUCAAGUGAGGGUGGUAACAGUGACGCGAGACACUUGCGCCAGUACAGUGAUUCCGUUGUGGACAGUGCCCGAAGCCUCGCCGAGCUCUGCGAUACCCUGCCGAACGCCGCUUCGGCUCGCGGAUCGGACCCCGAGGCACGUGACGCCGUCACACGACUCGAGCCGAGGGGCCCGCUUCUCUCAUUUCACAGAAGCGGCGCCCCCUACAGAAGCGCAUCUUUUGGCCAGGUCGACUUUAACCACGGUAGCCGACUCAGGGUUCAACCACAUUCGAAAUCCGAGCGGGACGAAGGCCGCGAUGUCAGGGCGAGUACGCUGCCGAGGCGUCGGGGGGAGGCGAGUCCCACCCCCGGCUCUGCGUCGCAAAGUCCAAGUCGGCAAAGCCCCAGGGCCAGCACCACCAGCGUCGACAGCGCUGUAGGAAGUGCCGAAGGCUUUGGAAACCAGGGUCAGGAGGAGGUCAGGCCCAGGAGUGACGGCUCCGACAGCCUUGCCACCUCCAGCGCCCUUACCAGCCCCGAACCCCCCGUUCCCGAGAGCCACGAGCCCAGGGUUGAUCUUGUUCAGCCUGAUCUACCCGCCCCUGAGUGUCUGCCCGACAAUUCCGACGUCCUUGAAACAGCUGUUGAGGAGGUUGUUCACAGAGACUCUAAGAUCGAGCCGCAUGAAGUUAUAGUGACGCCACCGCCAGAGGAGCCACGGUUGAGUCAGGCGAGCGAAGGCAGCGAGGCACCGUCGGAAACGCCGUCGGAGGCUUCAUCGCCGGGAAAGCCUCGACGAUACCGAGGCGACACGAGCAAGCGUCGAAAAGGUGUCUACAUAACGCAGUGGCCGGAACCCUCGGAUGCCGACAGAAACAAACUCGCUGCUCAGAGCAGCGAGGAGCGGGACGACGUCCCGGCGACACCGAGCGACCUUUCCGACUGCGAAGGCCAAACGCCACGGAGGUACAGCAAGCGACCGCUGCGCGGACCUUACGGGCAGAUGCUUGAGGCCGAAAUGGCGAAGCCUAGAACCCCGGAUAUCGGCCUGAUGGACGGGGGUCUGAGACCCAGACGCAAGGUGUCGGCCAACCUCUCCUAUAGCGCCGGAACCAACAGCGGCUCGGAACCGCCAACUCCCUGUCAUCACAGGACCACGUCCAGCCCCAGCAAACUCGAAGGACUUCCUGGACCCAGUCCCGAACUCCUCGCUGAGUUGCUGAGGGGUUCUUCUGAACGUGUUGCGCGCGCACCGACAACUCAUCGAAAUGAUACCAGAACCCACGUCGUUGUCGAACUUUACGAUACGGAAAGAUCCUACGUCGAGGCUCUUCAGAUCCUAGUCAACAAAUAUCUCCAGCCUCUGAAGAGCCCCGAGAAUAGCGGCCUCGUCGAUUCUGCCACUGUUGACGAAAUAUUUUACCAGAUUCCGGCGAUACUGAGUCACCAUGAAAUAUUUCUCGAAGAGUUAAGGAAACGAUUGGAAUCAUGGGAACUGCGACAGACUAUAGGCGACGUGUUUCUAGACGUGUUCACAAAGCCCGACGUCUUAGAGACGUAUACGCUUUUUUUAGACAAUUGGAAAUCAGCGGAAAAGGCAAUAAAGUCAACGUGCCAAGCGAAACCAGCAUUCGCAAGAUUUCUCGAGACGAUGGAAAGAGAGCACAAGGGCAAACUCGGUCUGGAUCAACUGCUCAUUAAACCGGUGCAAAAAAUUCCGCGAUACGAAUUGCUCAUUCAGAGGCUGCUCAAGCACACUGACCAAAAUCAUCCCGAUCACGAGCUGCUGACCGCCGCUCAAAAAGAGGUUCACGAAUUAGUCGUCAAGAUAAAUUGCACCGAGAGGGAAUCCCUCGAGUGGGAACAGCAGCAGACGACUCUCAGAGAGGUCCAAGCUCUCGUCGAAGGACUCGCAGGGAUCGUUACGAACGACAGAGCAUUUAUUCGACACGAUUUAGUGACGAUAGCGUCGAAUCAGGGAACGAGAAAAGAGAGAGCCCUUUUUUUAUUUUCGGACUUGUUGGUUAUAACGAGCAUAAAGCGACGGAGCGGCACGAUUAGAAAACCCUCGACGAGCUCCUGUCCGAAUAGUUUGGUCGGUCUGCUCGAGGCGAAUAAGUACAAAAUGCUGAUGAGGAUAGCGCUCGACGAUCUCGAGGUGAUGAAAGCGAAAGACGAAAAUCUCCGGAGAAUGGCGAGGGAAGUUGAUCACUUAAGGGAGGAUUGCUCGACUUUGACUCAGUUGACGGAAUUGGCGGCUAAUUUGCACGGCGCGAAGCAGCAAUUGGAGGAAGUGAUAACGGACCUCCUGAGUCAGACUCAGCGACAACUGGCCGAGAGGAACGCAGCUCAUUCGCAACUGGCUUGCCUGGAGCUGACUCUGAACACACAAGCUGGGAUCGAGAAUAUAUCGGUGAUGUUCACCAAGCCGGACAAGCGGGCGAGCUGGGAGGAGAGUUUCAACGAAGCGAAACAGAAACUGGCUCUAUCGGCGGACAGAAGACCUUGUCCAGAGUUCGUUGGCCCGUUACCUAUCAGAAAAACUCGCGCUGGUCUUCAGUUCACUUGCGCAGCUCCGACACUGGCCAAUGGUCAAGGACCCCGGGACGUCUGGGUCUGCAACAGCGACGGAUACGUUGGUCAAGUAUGCGUUUUAAGCCUGACGCCGGAACCACCCCAAGUCACCUCGUGCAACGGGGUUUGUAACGCGAGAAUCCUCUGCGUCGCCGGUAUUCCUGCCUGCACUCAGGGAUCGAACCUCUGCGUACCGAAGAACAAUCCAUUCGUCAGCGGUAAAAGCGGCAUAAGUAUUUCAGUUCAAGACGCAGAUGCAACGGGUGGAAACAUUCAAUUGGACAGUAGUUCAAGUUCCGAUGACUCCGAUUCUGAUGACAUUCCAUGCGCGGAUGCCGGGAGUUCUUCGAUGGGUGGUGACGUGUCGAGUUUGGAAGGGGUUGGCAUGGAGGAGGAUCUUAACCAGCCCACGAUGUGGCUGGGAACCGAGGACGGCUGCAUCCACGUCUACAACUGCAGCGACAAUAUUAGGAUAAAGAAGAAUAAAGUCAAGAUCCAGCACGGCAGCAGCGUGCACUGUAUUAUAUAUUUAGAUAACAAAGUUUUCGUGUCACUGGCAAACGGAGACAUCACUGUCUACUCGAGAGACCAUCUAGGCGGAUGGAUAACCAGCGAUCCGACAACGAUUUCGGUCGGAACUGUCGCCUCACCGGUCACGAAGAUGCUUCCAGUGGCAGGCAAGCUGUGGUGCGGCUGUCACAACACGAUAAAAAUCCUCAACACCCAUCCCCUGGACAUCGAGCACACCUUCGCAGCCAGCAACGACACAAGUCGACCCGUUUCCUGCAUGGCAAGCUACGGUGGUCCCGGAGUAUGGAUUUCCAUUCACAACAGCGCCGUCCUGAGGCUUUUCCAUGCCGGUACUUACGAGUGCCUGACAGACAUCAACAUCGCACCUGCGGUGACAAAGAUGCUUGCCACAGGUUGCGAUGACAUUAUAAGACAGCACAAAGCGGCCUGUUUAAGAGUUACGGCACUUUUGGCCUGCAACGAGUUGCUAUGGAUUGGAACGAGUGCAGGGGUCCUUCUUACGGUUCCGAUUCCCCACAUCAAGUCUUCGACCCAGAGGAUGUCGCAGCCACCUACGGUUACAGGAAUUCCCCACGGACACACGGGACACGUGAGAUUUUUGACAUGUGUCGAAACAACGUCACCAGUGAAACCUGAUCCCCGGCCAAAAAUGGACAGGUACUCGUUGAAGUCGUCGAAGGUCCAACAGACCAACAUAAACCUGGGAAAAUUGUUGGUCAUAUCGGGAGGCGAUGGUUACGAAGACUUCAGAGGGCCCCAAGCUUCGGCGGAGCUUCAGGCCGGCCGCGAGGACUCAACGAAUCAUUUACUUUUAUGGAAAGUAUGAUCGAAAUAUUGUAAACGGCCACUGAACUGGCCCGUAGGUGAUAACUUCGGAUGAACGAGCUGAGGUAAUGAGAGACGGAAGGGAAAGGAAAAAGGAGGUUAGAGAUGAGACGUGGACCUAUUCGAGUGAAUCGACACUUUCCGAAUUUUGUCCCGAUCAGCUGAAGAAGAAACGGUCAAAGUGUCCGGAUAUCGAGGAGUUUUAGUCAUUGGCGAAACGAAUACUGCGAGGAUCAAGAGCACGAGGGAAUUUUGCGACGGGAGAUUCGAGCGAGGAAAUAUUGUUGAAAGUUAAGUAUUCUGAAUUACCAGAAUCACAGAUGAAAGAUGCAGGAUGGAGAUUGAAAAUAAAUAAAUAAAUAAAUAAAUAAAUUUAAAAAAAAAAGAGAGAAACAAAAAUAAUAUUUUUGCUGUCAAUCAAGAUUUCGAUACUUAUUAUUAUACAUGUACACCGAAGCGGCGACUAUCAGAAAACAAUAUAUAUAUACAUUAUAGAUCGUGUACAAUUAUAUGAGAAGGAAACAAUUACACGUCGUCAAGCGAUCUGGGAUCCAUUGCAUACGUUUUAUUUUUUUUAUUAAUAUUUUAUUUUCCAACCGCGUCCACAUCGGCGAAUAUUAUAUGAACAUAAGUAUCGAUCGAUCGAUCGAUCAAAUUUCUAAAGUACGAUUCUUUCGUUUCCCCCCAUUUGACAUCUCAACGGUCACGUUUUUAAAUUUGAAGCAACCGAAAGAACAAAUAAAAACGAACAACGUGGAAAAAAAUUUAUUUAUAUAUAUAUAUAUAUAUAUACAUAUAUAGAGCGUUUACGUAAAUAAACGGUAUGUCGAGCUUAUCUACAAGAGCCUGAGUUACCUGAGAGUAGUCGGCGUAUCCGAUACGCAAUUAUAUAUACACUACGUAUAAAUAUAUGUAUUCGUAUAGAAUAUAUAUAUAUAUAUAGCAUGCUGCGAGAAGAAGGUGUAAUAACAGAUGAGAAACUUAUAAUUGAAGAAUUCGCAUAUGAAUACGUCAGUAGACCUAUACGCAUACGCACACUCACGCAUACGUAUUAUCUGUCAAUAAGUCUAUUCGAAACGUAGGCCUAAAAAUGGUUUUUUCAACAAAUCAAUGAAUAAACGAACGGACAAAUAAAUGAAUAGAUAAAUAAGUGGACGCGUGUAAGUACACCUAUUAUUAUUACCUGAUUGUAACUUGCGUCAACACUAUUAUGCAAAAUAUACACACACUCGUAAGAUGUACGGAGAAUCAAAUAAUCGUGCAGAAUUUAUUUUCUUACACACGAACAUAGAGAGACAUAUUAUUAUAAUUAUACUGCUUCGAUUUUUCGCGUACGCGGUUAGAAAGAAAGAGAAUGGAGAAGAAGAAUGAAAAAAACAUGUCAGGUGCCAAAUUUUUAAUUUAUUCAUUAAAUCACACAUAAAUAAAUAUAUACAUAUGUAUAUAUUUAUACAUGUUUAUGGUGUUUGAAAAAAAUUUUAUAAAUGAAAAAUUAAUCAGUUAACAGCCAAGGAAAGGAAAAUAAAAUAUAUAAUAUACGAUUAACACUUAUUAUUUGUACACCCUGCAUUGCUCAGAUUUUAUUUUGUAUAACGCCAUCUUGAUAGGAUAUUAUUACUUACGUAUAUAUUAGAUAUUGAGAUCCGAUCGAGUCGGCUGCAAGAGUUUAACGACUGAUUAUUAAAUUAUUGUAAUACAAUUUCAUUGGUAUAUAUUGGUAUAUACCUAUAGAGUGCAUAAUACAAUAUAAAAGUUGUCUCACUGUUCGAAAAAGAAAAUAAAAAUUUUUUUCCCGAUUUCCGUUUCACCCACAGCGCCUGAAGAAACUGAAAAUUUCGUUUGAUUGAUCAAUUUUUGUUGCUUCAAACUUUUUUUAUCCUACGAAAGGCAAUCCGUAUAUAAAAUAAACUAUGCGUUCGGUUGAAGAAAAAGAGAAUUUUUUUGUAAUCAAAUCUACGGUUCACUGUGUUUUGCGAAAGUGAAUUGAAAAAAUGAAAAAAAGAA